CUCUCACCUGCCAGGAGCUACCACUAGACAAGGCAACACUGGAUGUUUUUUGACCCUGAAAAUGAACUUUAGGAGGAUUUUCCUAGUCAAGUGCUUGCUGCUUUUAUUUCCCAGUGUAAAAUGCUCCAGCACCAGCUGGAUUUACAAGGCAGUGAAUGAGACAGCUCUUCUCAGCAUCACUGCUCCUGGGAGCAUCUUCGAGGCAACAUGGAGGAAAGGGGGACAAAGGCUGGUUCAAAUCAAAGAAAACAAAGUCAAGCACUUUGUGAACAAGGAGCAGUGCAGGUGUGCCAUACUGCAAAAUGGGACUCUGCAAAUCCAGCGCGUGGAGAAAGAGGACAGCGGGAACUACACAGUCAUGGUUUAUCAGCAGGAUGGAAAACUCAAGGCAGAAGAAAAUGUAAUGUUCUUUGUUCAGGAACCUGUCCCUCAGCCAAUCCUCAUCGCUGAAUGCAGGAAUAAAACUGUAUCUGUCAAGUGUGAAGCCAGACAGAAGGCCAAGAAUGAAGCAAAAGACAAGGCAAAGAAUGAGGCAAAAGACAAGUCUGAGGCUGAAGCAUUUGUAAUAGAACUGACUCAACCCAAUGGCAAAAAAAUCCAAAAGAACGCAACAAUGCUGGAAUGGCACGGGUGGAAUUCUGGGACGUUCCGCUGCGUUGCUAAGAACCAAGUCAGCGAAAAAAUGGCUGAAAAAGUAAUUAACUGCUCAGGCAAGAUGGACUUUUAUCUCAUCUUAAGCAUAGCAGGAGGUGCAGUCUUCUUUGUCAUCUUUGUGAUUUGUCUUAUUUAUUGUAUCAGAAGGAGGAAAACAAAAAGGAAUGAAAUUUAUGAUGAGGAGCGAGCGAUGCAGACCCUGCCCGUGGACCGUGAGAGGGGGACGCGGGAGCUGCCUCAGGCUCCAUCCAAGCCCACCCCGAAGCAGCUGCGGGUGCAGCAGCGGCCGCUGCCCCCGCAGCCCCAGGAGCCGCCGCAGCCGCGGCCCCAGCCACGGCCCCGCGCCCAGCCACGGACUCCCAACCUGCCGAGACAGAGGCCCUGAGUGGACAGCCUGGGAGGAGGGAUGCUGGACUCUCUGCUCCACCAUUUACUGGGAAAAGAAAGUUUGUGCCAGCCAGGAGCCCCUCCUGCCCAGCCCUGCGUAACGCUCAGCUAUGAAAAGGCGGCUUGCCUUGCAGAAAAUUAGAGAGAGCACCAAGUGGAGGCAAGGAGACUCAAGGUGAUGGGCAUUCAUCCCUGUGGCCAUUUUUCCAUCAUGUUGGGAUAUGGAUAUGGAGCACUGAGCCCAGAAACCUGUGUCUUUCUGUGGUUCACUUGCUUUUACUGCACCUUGUUGUCUUCGGGCUUUUUGGAUGGUUUUCACCAAGAAGAAGCUAAAGCUCUACUUGGACAAAAUGGACCUAUGGAUCUUACAGGGUUUCAUCUCCUGCUACACAUUAGGACAGCUAUCUGGCUUCAGCAUCAAAUACGUGGCCUCCUGGUCUAAAAAAAUGGUUGUAUGUAAUUAAAUAUUUGUCUGAAGUUGAAAGGAUUUGUGUUGGAUAAUGCAGAGAAGAAAAUAUUGAAAGGACGUGUGAGAACCUUGAAGGACCUGUGUGGGAAAAACACGAACGGGAAAGGGAGAACUUUCCCCUUUUCUCCCUUUCCCUUUCUUCACUGUGUUUAGAAAAGAAACUGUAGGUUUGAAUUGCAGCAAGGCAGAGUUAGGUCAGUAUUUUAUUUUUCUUUUUAAUGAAACACUGAGAGAGAUUUCUGGGAGAGGUUCUCCAGCACUGGGGUUUCAAAGGGUGGAUGAGACAACAUUCUGUGAAGCUUUUUGUCCUGACAAGGGCCAGGAGAAUGUGCUACACAGCCUCUUCAGGGACAGUUUCAGCUGAGUUUUCUGUGACUUCUAGGCAAAUAAAACAAACCUUUAUUCUCAGCAAAAGUCUGUGGGGCUAUCCAGACAAA
Molecule: messenger RNA, 1947 nt
Organism: Pyrgilauda ruficollis (rufous-necked snowfinch)
Lineage: Eukaryota; Metazoa; Chordata; Aves; Passeriformes; Passeridae
Gene: CD2
Product: CD2 molecule
Exons: 5
Coding region: 62-1039 (325 amino acids)
Source: RefSeq, a predicted model, not a curated record